AUGUUGUUGUUCCGAACCCAAACUGUGUACGUGCCAGAUGUCAGAGGACAGCGGCCGGGGGAUGUUUCUUUGCGCGAGGAAGACUCCAGCAGGGUAUUCACACUCGAGAGCUCGAGGAAGAAGGUAUCCCAAGCUGAUCCGAAAACAAUCAUGGCGUUUCGUGGAACUUUGGCCAGACUGCCUGCUCUGAGGACUUCGGUUCUGAGCACAAGUCCAAGAAUCCUAGCGGUUCCUGCCAGGCAGACCCACAGCACAGAGGAUAGGCGCAAGGAUAUGGUUAUCCAGGCUACUCCUGCUGUUGCUGCUGCGUGUGGCAGUGCCAUUCCAGCUGGAAGAUUGGGACUGAGAGAUCACCAUGUUAACAGACUGGAAAAGCACUUGUUGGUUUGGGGCGGAAAGUACAAGAAUGUUGCAGAUGUUCCCGACUUGGUUAGCCAAGAUUCGCUGGAACGUGCCCGCAACAUGGCAAGGAUCAAGAUCAACAUUUGGAUGGCUGUUGCAACCCUGUUUGGCUGCAUCUGCAUGAUCUGGUCGGGCAAGAAGGCACACCGGGAGGGCCAGAGUCUCCUGAACAUGAAUGUGGAGUGGCACAGGAGGGUGAAUGAGGAGGCGAGGCUGGCCAAAGAGAGGCAGGGACGCUUGAAUGAAAUGCCGCAGCUGUAGGGAGGGAAUCUCUGCUGGCUAGGUGAUGCUCACUUGUUUUUUUCGUAAAGCUGGGAGAUUAGUACAUGAAUUUCCCUGUUUUGUAUUUGGAAGUUAUCUUGAAAGAGGAAGAGGAAGAGUGUUGGAUUUGUGUUUGUGUUUCUGAUAUUUUUAUGUGGGGUUGAGGGAAGGCAGAGAGAGAAAACGUGGUGUUUUCUCGUAUAUUCUGCAGAUAACUCUUCAGUUGUGGGAAAAGUCUUUAUUUCCUAAAUAACCUUUGAAGGUUUUAUACACAGCAUCUGAAAUAGUGCUUUACAACCAAUGACAAAACAAGGUUUGUAUACAGUUGAAUGAGCGUUGUCAUCGAAACAAAAUCAGCUUAGUCUUGAUUUAUUAAUCUUUGUUCCUCCCAUCAAGUGAGUGGAUGUCCUUCAGAAGAGAGUCAAGGAGAAUAUCCACUUAAAAAAAAUACAACCUCAUUACAACAGCGACAUUCCUUAACAACUCCCCCAGCAAGACGUGUUGUGAUGAACUGUGUCUUUGAGGAGGACGGAGACAGUGCUUUGUGAUGGAUUAACUCAGUCCAGAGAAGCGCGUGUGUUCAUAUUGGGAUUCCACGUUGGCCCAGUGUGCCCACGACUUCCUGUCUAGCAGUCCAG
Messenger RNA from Penaeus vannamei (Pacific white shrimp), 1301 nucleotides. RefSeq names its product UPF0389 protein GA21628. Lineage: Eukaryota; Metazoa; Arthropoda; Malacostraca; Decapoda; Penaeidae. The record is from RefSeq and is a predicted model, not a curated record.